AUGAAGUGGACGACUGGUGGUACUGCAGCGGCGGGGUGUUGCACCACAGAGGCGUCUAGCUGCAUCGCGGAGCACCUUGCCAUCUCUAGUGCGGAGACGACGGCAUGCGUGGCCAGAAGCCUGCCGACGGUGGCCCUUCUCGUUCGAUUUCCACAGCGGUGCCGCCGUGCACUCGUACUGCUGCGCCCCUUGGUUAUCAGGCAUCACAAGAAGAACAGACUGGUCUACCACGCAUCUGUGAGACUCGUCAGCGAGAGUGUACAGCGAGCGGCGUUGACGCCAUGCGGUGACGCAGCUGUGCUACUGGCUGACACGUUUAUCCAUGAGGCGCCACUGCCUACGUGUGAAUCCACCAGGAGCGGCGAUGCCUCGGUGACGCUGGUGCUGCGCGGAAGCCACCUACCCCUGCACGACCUAGAACAGCGAAGCGGCACGCUUCAGCCGCUGCUUCUUCAUCUUGGGCUGCGCGGCGCAUCAGCUCGACAGCACGUCCUUCGGUCGCUGCUGCGUAGUCGUGUUACAGGGGUUUGGUAUCGUCUGAGGCUUCUCGCACACAGUACCAGCGGAGCGGAGUGCUGCUGUCCUGUCGUCUCGGAGCUCGCGCUCUACACCAGCGAGGGCCACACGCUAGUGUUUGAGCCUAUCAUGGGCGACACGACGCACGAAAGGCUGGAAUUGGCGGGCAGCAUAGACUCCUCGAUGACUGUCAUCUACACAUGCACCGUCGGGACUCAUCUACUUUUCUCGAAGCUGAACGAAUGCACAGCCGCAUCCUCCAUUGAAGUCUCUCAACGCCGUAACAGAGCCGUUGGUGGAGCGCUUCUCGUUGCACCACCGUGCCGAUUUGCAGAUCAGUGGCGGCACUCUCCAUGGUUCGCAAGGGCUCUGGCUCUCUCCACAGCACCGUCUGCUGCUUUAUCAGGUGCGCUCGCGUCGGGCGAGCGAGGCCGUCGCGGCCACCGGAACCGCACCUCUUCUGUACUUGCCAUGAGCCAUAACCGAGGGGUGUGGCUGCUUAGAACAGGCUCGCAGCUAUACGUGGCGAGCAUCCCAACAAGCACAGGUACAAUGGAGAAACACGGCGACGCGGAGGCUGCCUUCACUACUGCGGUGAAGUUGGAUUCCUCGUAUGCUCUCCAUGAUGCGCAGUACGUGGUGUGCGGUGGCCAUGCUGGAUUCUUGUUGCUUUGCCGACGCAUCGGCGCGAGGGCAACGCAGCUGUGCGAUCCAACCUCAGCGAUGAGCCCGGUGACAGUUACCUCAGCCGCUGGCGAUCGCUUUGUCCACUGCUCUCGUCCGCAGAGCUCUCUGCAACUCCUGUUUCUCUCCCUCACGGGAAUGGGGACAGCUACUGCUGCGUCCGACGGGGCCACCUCGCCAUUGUUGCUGGUACCGCUGAUUUCUUCCUCGACUCUCGCAUCACUGCCGCUGUCCUUCGCCAAUCCGUCGAGUCGACUGCGCUUUGUCUGCGCUGUCUCUGCCGUUGACACGCCUGGGUCGAUUCUCGCGACAGAGAACCUCAGCGAUACCCUGUACGCCGCCAUCAGCAGUAGUGGCGACGCUCGUUACCUGUGGACAGUGAUGGUGCGCCUCCCGUCUGUGUGGCCGUCGUGCACAUCGCUGCUCCAGUUGUGCCCCGGUGAGUAUGGCGGAGUCGCAGGAGGAGCGGGUGCCGCUACUGGUGGAGCGUGCCGGGCAACGUCGACGCUUCAAUGGACAGCCCACGCGCUGAGUGCUUUGUUCCCGCACGCAUGUCUGAUGGUGGGCGACGACGUGGUCACUGCGUGGAGAGCAGCGGUACAGGACACCACUGCUUCAUCCCUCAGAAGGGCGUCGCCGUCAUCAGUCGCGGAUAAGGAAAAGGCGUGGCUGCUGGAGACGGCCCUCGAGGCAGCACUCUUAGAGUUGAACUAUCCGUACAGGCACAGAGCCACUGCUGCUGCUGCUGUCUCAGACGUGUCCCUUGGUCGAGGACCCCGCGCGGACGGCACCGCUUCGUACUACCCCGCAGGUACGAUUGCGUUUCACGACACGUUGCACGCACUUCUGCAUGCGUGCUUCUGCGGGGAUGCAGCGUGUACAGCCGGCGUGGUGGCCGUCUUCGCCGGCUUCUCCACUGCCUUACGCAUGAAUGGUCUCCUGGUCGGGUACCGGGACUGCCCAGUUGACAGUGAUGUGGGCGUCGUGGCCACAAUGCGGGUUGUUGCCUUCUUGCAUGGGUGUGCGCUGCUUCUCCGACACGCGAUAGAGGACGUGGCGGCUAUGGGUGACGUGUCGGCGCUGCUGGCGUGCGUAUCCCACUUAAAUCAGACACUGGCAUCAAGCGCCGCACGAAAGUCACCGUUUGUCACGACACCAACGGCAUGGGAGGUGUGGACUCUCUUGCUGCAGCCUCUCUUUGACUUUGUGUGGGGCGUUGUGCAGGCGUACGGCGCAUCGACAGGGGUGACAGCCGGUCUGCUGGAGUACUGCAGUCCUGCGACGCGGUCGAUGGCGCAUGCGCGAAAACUGUGGUGGCCGUAUGAAGGCAAUGCUGUCCACGACACAAAGCUCAGUGAGGCUGCACUGCUUAAAGCUCCGGGUGAGGUGUCCCCCAGCACCGGACCGGCGCCCCAUCUCGCGGCUGCAGUGCUGUCAGCGGAGCACGGUGGCGCAGCACCGCCCUCCGUUCCACGCACCCCUGUGCCAGCUGCUGUGUCUUUGUCACCGGUUGCCGCUGCGGCAGCGGCAACAUCAUCGUAUACGAAUGCAGAACUGUACGAGGUGGUGCGUCGAGUCUUUCUCAUGCAGGGUACCUCAGCAGCGCUGCGUCUGCUUGACGAGCUGCAGCGACACGAGAGUACCAAAGCCGGUGUGGCUGAAAUGGCGCAGAUGCUAGAAGCGAUGCAGCGCCGCCUUCAAGGGCUCCACUUAUAA
Leishmania braziliensis MHOM/BR/75/M2904 is the source of this 2916-nucleotide messenger RNA. RefSeq lists its product as hypothetical. Bases 1 to 2916 code for a protein of 971 amino acids. The transcript has a single exon. The record is from RefSeq and is a predicted model, not a curated record. Lineage: Eukaryota; Euglenozoa; Kinetoplastea; Trypanosomatida; Trypanosomatidae.